This is a messenger RNA of Diabrotica balteata, 8741 nucleotides long. The record is from the annotation of a GenBank genome assembly. Lineage: Eukaryota; Metazoa; Arthropoda; Insecta; Coleoptera; Chrysomelidae.
AUAACAUAACAUAGCCGCGAUGAAAACAAAAAAAUAAAAAAUGUGGUAGCAUAUUGUGAACAUUUGUGAAGUGAUAAUGUAAGGUUUUAUAGACAUAUAUCUAGUAUUACUGUAUAAUGUAGUAACAUAAAAGGAAAAUAACAAAAACCAAAGCAAUAUGAUGAAAAUAAAAGCUUUAAAUAGGGAAUCUUCAUCUGAUGAAGAUACUCCUGUUAUACAAAGGGAGGCACAGGAAGAAAUUGCUUUAGAGCUGUACAACAAAGCACUUUGUCUUCAAAAUGAAAGAGGUUUUUCUGAGGCAGAAUCAAUAUUAUCCAAACUGAUAGAAGAAAACAUUCCUUUGUUGGAAAACAAUGGAGGUCUACCAAAAUCGAUGUCUAAUCUAAAAUAUUCGUGCCAUAUGAAUAUUGGAAAUAUCUACUUAAAACUGAAUAGAGUCAAUGAGGCUCUGGAAAAAUACUUACUGGCAUCUGAGUUGGAUGGCACCGAUGUGACUUUAUGGCAUAAGAUCGGCAUGUUGUCACUGGAUCAGAACAAAUUCCGUCAAUCAGCAUAUGCAUUUGCAAAGGGUCUCGAAUGUAGUGAAUCACAUUGGCCUUGUCUAGACAAAAUAAUAUCUGUUUUAUAUGCAAUAAGAGAUACAGUCGCGUGCCUGGAAUAUAUAGGAAAAGCUUUAAUGCUAGAUCCAGAUUACAGUAAAGGAUUAGUAUUGAGGAAACAAAUUUAUAGGGACAAUCCAGCUACAAAAGAAUAUUAUAAAUUGUAUAAUCCUGAAAGCAUUUGGGAACCACCUUUAGAUGUACCAAUCGAUGAAGAAGACGAAAAGAGUUUCCUUGAAGAAGCACAAACGUUAUGUGAUAAAGUUACUGCAGUAGAAAAGUCAUUCGAAUCGAAGCCCUUGCAAACUAUUGCGCUUCCUAAAAAUUUGAAAGAUUUUACGUGGUUGUCUCUAACAGAAACUAUUAUUUUCAUUCAUCAAUACUUAGCAGAUCAUGAACUGAGCCAUUUCACCAUGAUAGACAUGAAAAAAUGUAUGAGCCAAGUCGAAGACCCUUCCGUCUUUAAAUUUCCGCAAUCUGAUCAAGUCGAAGAUACAAAACCUGUAGACGAUAACGUAGCUGAUAAUAAAGCACCACAAGUCAACGGCGAAACUGGUAGUCACGAAGAAAAGAUGGAGACUGAUCAAAUUAUCGAAAGAAGGAUAUCGCAGAACAGUGAGACUAAUACAACUGAAGUGCAAGAAAGCACUCCAGUACAAACAGACAAUGAUGAGGAACAAAACAUGGAGCAAGAAACUGAAGAACAGGAUGAAGUUGUUGAACCAAGAGAACGAGGCCGGCCAAGAGGUUCAAAAAGAAAAAGAGAUGUUGUCUCAGACCUGCAAAUAUGGAGUUGGUAUAGUAGAAGGAAACUUUCCAAGAAAGCAAAAGAGAAAGAUUUUACGGUAGAAGAUGCACUGGAAAGAGUAAUACCGAAAGAUUUAUUACCAUAUAGAAUAGAUCCGGAUAAGUUCACUAACUUUGAAGAUUCGAUGAAUACAAUGGACCUUUACCAUAUGUAUGUUGAAAAUUACAACGUUAAUUACUUGUCACCGAUCCAUUCUCCAAAAUCUGUAAAUUACGAACAGUAUUUUGGAACUGACCGGGAAGUUGAAGAUGUACGAGAAUUCUGGAUGAAAAGUCGUGAAUACUACGACGUUAUAGUAUUAAUAAAAGACUUAGUAUUCCACUUAUCGAAAUUGUGGCAUCACAAGUGGCCCAAAGAGCUAGUUCCACUCUACAUAACAGCUUACAAUAUGUUUAGAGAACACUGUGAUCCUCCUCAGGUAUUCUGUGGUGGACAUUCCUUCGAAGAAUUGAAGAGGGAUGCCUUGGCUGCUAUUUUAUCUGGAGAAUUAGCAUUUUUUAGCUGUGAUACUAAAGAUCCAUUGCCUCCCACUUUGUUGGGUAAUUUGAGGCUUAUUAGUGGAUGGGAGGAUGAGUGGAAGGAGGAAUAUCCUUCAUUUUUCAUCAGAGUAUAUUGGUUACAGGCUCAUUUGUUUCGCAAAGAGAAUAAUAACGAUCUGGCAGUAACUGCUCUACAGUUAAUACAAGAAGCUAUAGAGGAAAAAGAAGCUUCAACUAAAGAGAAGUAUAUGUUAAGUUUACCUAAUUGUUUCAAAUAUGGGCUCAUAAAUAUCGACAUUACAAAGAAAAUUUUUAAACAUUUAGAAAUGAUCAACUCACUUUCAACCGUCGAAAGUUUGUUCAAUUCAGAAAGGUACACAGAGGCUGCCGAUAUUCUUAAAGAGACUUUCGGUGGUGGGCCGUGUCCACAAGUUGGACGAAUGGGACGUCCGGCUCAACUCGGCCUUCUUAUGCAUUCCUUAUGGUUCACGGACAAAGGGCAGUGCUUUAUAUGGACCGAGCAAAGUCUGAACGAAGCCUUCGAGCAACAUUUGAAAUUCAGCAAGGAUCAGGAUAAGUGGGAGAAGGUUUUGGAAAAAUGUCUGGCUAUUCUAUUCGAAAUUAUCAAACAAGAUACUAUUUGCGUUGUCGAUUUCUUGCAGGAAGAACAUCGAGCUAGGCUCGUUCAGAAUUUAUCUAAAAUUAUUUCUAGGCAGCUCAGUAACGACAGUUCAAAGUUUAGUUUUAGCUGUGUCACUCCAUGGAUUUUGCUGCACUACGUUCUUCUCAGGGAAGAGCAGAGAGCCUAUGCUAAACGAAGAAAUCUUAGAGGAAAAAGGGAAAAGUCUGAAAACAAUGGCGAAAUGGAAGAACCUUUCGAUAAUACCGUACCUCCUUCGUUAUCAAUUUUAUUUUCCGCUCACGAAUUUCUGGGUCCGAAGGGUCUAUGUAUGGCAAAUCAAGGUGAGCUGUUACAUUUUAUAAUCGACACAAUUCUGGAUAAGCUUGAUACACCGAUUUUUGAAAGAAUAAGGAACAGUUUAGAAAUCCAUGUUGAGCAGUCAAUGUUUUGCUUAUACCAACAUCCUAGUAAAAAGAAUAAGGUGUCCCGUCAUUUAGCCGACCACAACGUAGAUCCUCUUCCAUUGACAUGGGAACGAGCCUGUCAACUGUUCGAAUUUUAUGGACCUGACCAUUUACCAGAAUUUAACUCAUACAAAAAUGCUUCGAUUUCUGCGGAUCUAGAACAACUGUUCAAAAGAAUAAUUGCUCUGGUUCCACCCAGCAACGCUCUACAGCACCACCUACCGAAGGUUAUGGAUUACAUCCAUGGGAAAACUGAUAAAAUGUGGGAGUCUGUAGAUUUUCCUCGCAAAGUAAAAGCGAUCUAUUUUCUCAUCGGUGAUUUUUAUUUUAAAGAUCGAGAUUUUGCAAAAUGUAUAAAAUUCUUCCAAAUGGACUUAUGCAUAAAUCCUGAACGUUUGGAUUCGUGGGCCUGUUUAGGAUUAAGUUAUGCUGCUCAGUUGGAUACUAAACUCAAUCAUUGCGAAAAAUUUAAGAGCGAAAUGGAGUUUUUAGAUAAGGCGAAAUAUGCGAGUAUUUGCUUUAAGAGAGCUCUAGACAUUUGUCCGGAUCCGCUUACUUUAUGGAUUGAGUGUGGCAGUUUUCAGUAUAACGUUCAUUCCUACUGUUCCAGAGUUAUGAAGUUUGAAUCGGAAAAUUUAAGCAUGGAAAGGUUUGAGUUUCUCGAAAAUCAGAAAAAUAGUUACCUGGAUAGUUCUGGCAAUAGUUUUGAAAAAGCGAUCGCUAUAUACGAACUGGAGGACACAAACGAGGCAGACGAAAGAUGGUUACAGUAUUACAUUUUAGGAAAAAUUGCCGAAAAGAAGCAGAAGGAACCGGCAGAAUAUCUACAGUAUUAUUUAACGGCUACUACUUUAUUAAACGAAAACAAUGCAGAAUACCCAGAAAAAAUAAACUACAGCAAUCCUCAACACUUAUCUGUCGAAGCUCUGGAACUUCACUACAGAAUCCACGCAUCAGUUUUGAAAUAUCUAGAACUUCAUGAAGGAAAAGACAUACCUAACACUUUGGGAGCUUUUUUCAAAAAGUGUAUGGGCAUGUCCAAAUUUUUGCAGAAACCAUUACCACCACCUCCACCACCACUUCCCCCUGAACAAACAGCAGAGGCACCCAAACUAGAGACGCCGCCUAAAUUAGAAACAGUUGUGCCAAACGUAACUGAAGAACUUUGUAAAACUCCGACUACUCCUAAUACCAGUUUUCAAGAACAGUUCUUGAAUUCUUUAAAUAAACUGAGUUCAUCGACCACUGAUAGUAAAGAUGAUAAAGCUAGACAAAGUAAUGAUGUACAAAAGAAUGAAGAUAAAGAAUCUGAGGUAGUCGUAGAAAAACCGAUCGUUAACGGAAAGACUGAAACUGAAAUUGGUAUCGAAAAGACUGAAAGUAUAACUGUUAAAGAAAGUUCUGAGAUCAAAGUUGACCCUGAACUUGUUAAAUCUAAAACUGAUACGGAAACUACCGACACAAAAACAAUUGAAGAUAAAACGGAUGUGGAAAAUAAAGCUACUGCAAUUAUUACAGAAGUUAACGACAAUAAAAAUGAUCUGGAUAAUAUUGAAGAAAAAUCUACAACGGAAGUUGCAAAAAUCUGCAGUCCUGUAGCAAAAACUGACAGUAAUACUACAAUGGAGAAUAAUACUGAAGAUGACGUUAUAAUGAUAAUUUCCGAUUCUGAGGAUGAAAAUAAAAUAGAUCUAUCACCUAAGAAAAUGGAAGUAGAUGAAAAACAACCUGAAACUUCAAAUACUGAUGAGAGUAAAGAAGAAGAGGAGAAAAUGGCUUUAACAAAUAGCAAAGAUCUAGAUGUUACUAAAGAGGAAGAUGUUAUUAAAGAUAAAAUGGAGGUAGAUGGAGAAGCAGAACGUAAAGAAGAUAAAGAUACAGAUCAGAACAUGGAAGAACAAGACAUGUGUAAGGCAAAACAACCGAAUGAAGCAGACGAAAACAAGGUGAAACUAGAGGAAAGCUCACUUCCAGAAGGAUCCAAAUUUGGUGCAGUGAAAGAUGUACAACAGAUGCUGGAUGAAAUGAUGAGGCAGACAAUGAAGGAAACCGAAGAAGGGGGAAACGAAGUUGAUUCGGAUAUGAGCGGAACAGAAAAAAUAGAAGAAGUUGUUUUAAAAGAUGAUCAAGAAAGUAUGGAAACGAAAGUUGAGACCAAGGUGGAAGUAGUAGUUGAAAACAAGGAAGAAACAAGUGAGAAAAAGGUUAAUAACGAAGCAAAGCCUAAAAGGGAAAAACGUAGUGAUACAGAGACGGAUAAUGAUAAAAAAGCAUCGGCGGGAGAGUCGAGUAGUGGGUCCAGUUCUUCAUCCAGUUCAAGCGAUAGCUCGGAUUCCGACAGUGAUGAUGACGAUGAUGAUAGCAGCUCUAGUAGCUCUUCAUCAUCUUCUGACGAUAACAGUGAAUUCAUGUCUCAGAAUGAAAUAUCGCAUCUCAUAGAUAGAUGUGUAAAUGGUUUGGAAAUUUGCAUCACUCGCUUAACUCAGAAUUAUAAAGCUCUAUACCGCCUGGCUCAUCUCUAUUUUCACUAUAAACUGAAAAAAGAUAUUACUAAAUCUAAACAACUUUUACUUAGUGAAUACAAAUGUAAAGACGGCACUGUCGUUUCUGGACUCUUUAAUGAUAGGAAACCGAAUAACUUUUUUCACGGAAUAUGGAGAAUACCUUCUACAGAAAUAGAUAGACCUGGUUCACUUUCAGCACAUAUGAGUAGAUGCCUAUCGUUACUAAUGCAAAUAUUGAGGAAUACUAACGAUAAUAAAACGUUGAUAGAUUUGUGUGUACAGUUAACAAAAGUUCCGGAUCCCGAUAAGAUAUAUAUAAAGAAUUCAGAAAGAAUGGCUUUCUCUGAACAAGCGAUGACGAUGUGUAUCCAAAGUUUUAAGAGUCAAAUUAAGCUCGUUCCUAACAUGACCAAUCCACAGAUCGCGAAAAUUCUGCAAGAAAUAUAUAAAAUAUACCAGAGGUUGAUGAAACAUGUACCAUCCAAAGAAACACCUUUUGCUAAUCUGUUAGUGGAAGUUUACAAACAGUUUAUAAAAGAAAAGAUUCCUGAAAACGUUAACAUUCUUGAUUUGGCUGUUAAAUUUUGUAUGCAGAAUAAGUCUGCGGAAAAGAGUAGGCAGCAAGGAAUUUCACCAAAAACUCCCAUGUUUGUACCUAGAGGACCAGGAAUUUCAACAUCUGCACCCGUUAUGCCUUCACCGCAAACAAUAACUCCACCACAAGGCGCGCCUUUAAAAAGGCCCCCCGGAUCUAGGCCGAGAGGGAGACCACCUCUACAGAAGGCACCAGGCCAACCUCGGUACCAAAGGUCAAAAAGUCCGAGCGCUGCUGCUAAUUUGAACAAGACCUACUCCUGGCAAAAAUCUCUCAUGGAUCAGACUUACGCCAUUGAAUACAUAAAACACUAUAAAGAUGAACUGAUUAAGCAGUAUAGUAAGAAUAUGAGUAUUCCUCAGCUGACACAGUUAAGUCAAAUACUGACACAAGGUCAGAUCAAUAAUCCACUGACGGCAACUGCCAUAACAAGUCAAAUGUUGGCACAGACGGGAUUACUAAAUUCCACUUUACUGAAACAGAUGAAUGCUAUGGGAAAUGUCGGCUCUCCAAACAUGUCGGCUCAAUUAUUAGACAGCUUGAACCAACUAAACCCGACUAUGAAAAAGCAGUUGGGCAUCGAACAUGCUCUAUCCAGUUUAACACCAGACCAGUUAAAGUUGCUCACAACUUUAAUUCCCAAACAGCCAACUUCCAGUGUCCCGAGUACAUCAUCUAGUUUACAUACCAUGACAUCAACAUCAGGUAUCGUGAGUACUGGCAAGCAAACUAAGCUACAUUCUUCUGGUUCUUCAAGACAACACAUACCGAGUACAUCAAUGCCGAGUACAUCAAUGCCAAGUAUAUCAAUGCCGAGUACAUCAAAGUCGAGUAUAGGCGAUACCUCUAAACAUAAACAAAGUGCUAGUACUACAUCGUCUAAAAAUAUAACCAUGAGUCACACUGUCACACAGAUGUUUAAGGAACCCGCAGUUAAUAAAUCUCAAUCUCCGGAAGAAAAAGCAGCUAAGGACUUAAUGAAAGACCGACCGAAUAUAUCAAUUACUCCUGUAGCUGUAUCGGCGCUGCCUCCACCUCCAAGUAUAUCUCCAAGCUUUAUGAGACCAACUUCAACAAGCCCUUCAAGUGGUAAAACUCUUCAAGAGAAACUUGCAGAAAAGAAAAAAGAGCAACAGAGUAAACAAAUGAAAUCGAGCGGCGAGGAAGAGAAGCGUCAAACGGACGCCUUAAUGAAAACAUUAAACAUUACUAGUCUGCCAUCAUCACUAACAGUAUCGCCUGCUCAACCAAUUCCUUUGCCUUCAAUUAUUAAACCACCGGAUACAUCGCAGGCUGGAAUGUUUAAUUUUCCCAAAACUCCUCCGACUAUAAGCCAAAAAUAUCCCUUAGAUAUGGGUAUGCCAUCGACUAGUUCGUCCAAAACAAUUAAAGAUCAGCCUCUGCCAACGGCUUUGACAGUAUCACGAGGAUCCGCGUUGAGCUCAAUUGGAACUCCAUCUUUCCCAGUAGAUUCAGGAAUAUCAAUACGCCAGGUAGCAAUAAACCUAUCAGAAAAAUCCAAAGAAUCUCCUUCAGUCAAGGACAAAAAUCGUAAAAGUUUAGACCUAUCUUUAAGUCCGGCUGUAGAUAUAUCACCAGUUAGAAAACCAGAAGUCAUUAGUUACAGAUCUGACAGUUUUUCGAAAGAUGUAGAAAUUAUCCCGAAUUAUCCAAAGAAGUCUAAACAUCUGCACAAGAAGAAAGUAAAAACAGAUGAGAAUAAAAAUGUUACAGAAUUGUCGAUAAACCCACUUGCAGGUAAAUAUGCAGCAAAACAAUCGAAAGAGAUCAAGAUUAAAGCAGAAACUGUCUCGAAUGUUGCCGAAAUUGUUGACCAGCCUUCAGUCACACCUCCUAAACAUUCAAAAGGAAGUUAUAAACAUGCUACGAAAGAAAAAACUACUGAAAAUCUGGCUGGCAUCAAAUGUUUUAAAGAUCCUUCCAAAUUCGAAAUGGCAAAGAAAAUGAAAGCCUAUUAUAAUAAAUCGGAGUCAAGCAAAAAAUCAGAAAAACCUAACCCAGAUUUACCGGGUAACGUAAAUAUACUUUGCCACACUUCAAAAGAAGGCAGUCCUAAGUCAGAUAUGACCAAAAAGCGAGAAUAUCAUCAGAUAAAUCCCAAAUCACAACCAGUAAAGGAUAUAUCUAAAUCUGUUGCAAAACCAGAACCAAUUAUGUCAAAAUCAGAAUCUUUCCAAAAACUUGAAAGUCUGUCGAGAUCUGGAUUAUCAAUAGUCAAAUCGGCAUCACCAAAAAAACCAGAAAACAGUUCACGACCAACGGAGCCAAUAAAAAAAUUGGAAAGUCAGUCUAAACCAGGAAGUUCAUACAUUAGCCCUCCAAAAAAACUCGGUCUCUCACAGUCCGAGAUGAGUAGAAAGUUGGAAUAUCUUUCCAAGUCUGGAUUACAUUUAGAAAAAUUUUCCAAGUCCGCCAAACAAGUUGAGGGGAUUCAGACAGCUGGACCGUCGAGACAUGAGGAAUCUAGACUAAGAUCUGAAUUGGUCAAACCAAAAGACCAGGCCAGACCGGAAUCUGGUGCGCAGACAACUAAAUAUGUCUCGAAUAAACCUGAAAUUCAUGAUAAAAAUGACAGUGAUGAUGAUGAUGAUGUUAUUUGUAUAGAUUAGUUUUAGUUUGUAUAUUAUUGAUAAUUAAAUAUUUUGUACC